GGAAAACUAAAUAUAGCUCUCUAGCCCAAGAGAGUGUUGUCUUUACAGUUUUACAUCUUCGCCAAACACCAACAUGACGGAGGAAUUGAAAUCAUAUUUAUUCAAGCUUAUGGCCACAGUUGAAGGCCUUUUUGCUAUUGCUAUCACAGACAGAGAUGGGGUAGUUAUUAUAAAAGCUAACCAGAUGGCACCAGACUCAGCAUUGCGGCCACCUUUUCUGUCUGUGUUUGGAGUUAAAACUGAGCAGGCUAGUAAAAUGGGCAUGGGCCCUAACAAGCGCAUCAUUAAUUUCUAUGACAAAUACCAGACAGUGCAGAUCAAUAACCACCCAUUGCUUCUUCACUUCAUAGCAGAUAAAAAUGCUAAUACAGGACUUAUCUUGGAAUUAGAAAAUGAACUUGAUGAUGUAUUAAAAGAUGUUAGCAAAGUUGUCGGCAUGAUGUAGAAGGCUGUACAGCUAUAAAAGCCAGUUAAAAUAUUAAGCACAUGGGUGCUUAUUACUUUUUAAGAUAUGGGAGCAUGGUUGUAUCAGAAUAAAUGAAAUACAGAGAUUAUUUAAUGUAUUGUACAUAGGUUGCAUUUAUGAUGAGCAUGCAACUUUAUUUUAAAUGUGUACAUAAUGAAAAAAAUUAUACCUUCCACCUGACUAUAUUAGAACAGUGGUAAAGGAUAUUUGAAUCAAUUUAUUUGAUGCACAAUAUUCAUUGUUUAUUCUUAACAUUUUGUGUAUUAUCUAGACAUUGAAACUUUUUUUUUUAAAGUCACCCAACACAUUUGUUUGUAUUUUUUUUUACACUUUAUUGACAUGGCUAAACUUAGAGUGCUAAUUAACAAAUAAACACUGAAAAAUAAUUUAAAUCACACAAGUACAUGAUCAAGUAGUACUUUUUUAAAAUAAACAAGUUUUAACAGAAUUAUUUUUAACAUUACGAGGUGAGUCAAAGCUGAGCCUUCUAUUGGUGGUGUUUGAAUUUACUAUUAAAAAAAAAGACAUCAGAUUUUUAUUAAGUACCAGUAAAUAUUUUGAACUUUUUUCUUUAUUUGCAUGGAUUUAUAAAUUGUAUAUGCAGACUUUAUAUUUAUGUGAUAUUAGCGGUAGUUGAAUAUUGCUCAUGUUCAAAGAUUGUGUUCAUGUUAAAAAUCUUGAUUAGCACAACAUAAGGUAUAUACCUGAAUGAGAGAAUAACCAAUCUUUGAUGAGUUAGGAACUUUCUAGCCAGCAAUGUCAACUCUAAUGGUGAUAUUUCUUGCUUGGUUACUUAACUUUUGUAA
This is a messenger RNA of Physella acuta, 1272 nucleotides long. RefSeq names its product ragulator complex protein LAMTOR3-A. NCBI's taxonomy places the organism in Eukaryota, Metazoa, Mollusca, Gastropoda, Physidae. Gene Ontology annotation, biological process: cellular response to amino acid stimulus; positive regulation of TOR signaling. Gene Ontology annotation, cellular component: Ragulator complex. The record is from RefSeq and is a predicted model, not a curated record.